GGAAAACGGACGCGUUCCUAUGACAACCAGCUCAACAAGGUGUGUUGCCAUUAGCAACCAAACUAUCGUUCGGGUCUGAGGGCUUCUGUUAGCCGUUAGCUCGUAGCAAGUAGUUUAAAACACAAGAUAACGUGAGGAUAAUUAAGAUAUUAAGUCGGGUAUUACAUAAACAAUGGACUCAAAUACGCUAUACUAUUCUUUAGAACUCGUAGCCGGCAGUGGAAACACUUUAACUGUUGAGCAAAGAACCGCUCUGCAGACUUCCUUAGUGAUCCUGAAGAAAAACUACAAGUUCCAUCGAGUCUUGUUUUGGGGCAAAAUACUGGGACUUAAGGAGGACUAUUUUAUCGCUCAGGGGAGAGGAGAAGAUGAGAUGCAGGAUAAAAAGAAUCUGUAUAGCUUCAACUGCAUGGACUGGUUCCUGGUCCCCCCUGCAACAGACUCUAUGAUCGAGGAAGUGUCCAAAGCUGCCAAGGGUCGCUUCAUUGGGGACCCCUCUUACGUGUAUGCGCAACUUCAGAUCCGCAGGCAAGGAGAGGGGGAUGAUGCUGUAGAAGAAGAGGUAGAGUUCAAAGUGAAUGAAGAGAGCAGGCUGGCAGUGACAGUGCAUCAGAUCGAUGAGGAAGUGUCUGUGGUACCACGCGGCGCCUUCAUCAAGAGCCCACAUGGCCUCGUCCAGAUCAACCGCAGCUUUGCUGGUCUGUCUCACUCAGAAGCAGGGAAGCUUGACAACUUCCUUCACUUCAGCAAAGCAAAUAAUCUGAAGAAAAAAUCCAUCCUGGUAAUGGGUGAUUUGAAUCCAGCGGUGGACUUCCUUGAUGUACUGAGUGAUGACAUUCCUGAAGGAUCAUGGAGUCUUCAGUUUGAACGUGCCAGCACAGUGUGCGUGCUUCGCAGCCUGUUGUGGCUUGGCCUGACCUUCUACCACAUGCCAAUGACGCCACAGCAUGGAUACAUCUAUAUCGGCGAUGGGAGCAAGAAUCUGGACCUUCCCUUCAUGCUAUAGAAGAGGCAUCUUACAUCUGUUUCAAGCUAAGAAUUCUUUAUGUUUCUCAGAUGUUUGUUCACAUCAUUUCUCAAAAUGUAUUCUAUGUAACAUGUUCCAGGACUUUUUGUUGGUCUUAUCUUGACACAAAUAAACUAAAGACGUACAGUCGUGCA
Messenger RNA from Centropristis striata (black sea bass), 1161 nucleotides. It is a transcript of the gene rsph9, whose product is annotated as radial spoke head component 9. The record is from RefSeq and is a predicted model, not a curated record. Lineage: Eukaryota; Metazoa; Chordata; Actinopteri; Perciformes; Serranidae. Gene Ontology annotation, biological process: motile cilium assembly; axoneme assembly; cilium movement involved in cell motility. The coding region runs from base 173 to 1006 and encodes 277 amino acids. Gene Ontology annotation, cellular component: axoneme; radial spoke. The transcript has 5 exons.